AUGACUGAAGUAGACCUGGCGAACGAUAUACAAAUUCGCGUAAUAAAACCGAGUGAGUGCGAUAAGGUGCUUAAAUUCCUCCAAAUACAUUUCUACCCAGAUGAACCGUUGAAUAUUGGCAAACAACAAGAUCCCGAAGAUGAAGAAUUCAGUAUUUCACAAAUAGAACAUGGAACCAGUUUAAUAGCAGUGCAACAACAAACAGUUAACGGUAUCACAAGCGAACGUAUAGUUGGCGUUUUGAUAUCUGGUCCGAAGUGUAGUAAUGAAGCUGAACAUUUAUUUAAAGAGGCCGAUCGUCUCGGGUCGACCAAUUGGGGCACGUUGAUUCGGAUUUUAGCACACGCUGAGCGCGAUUCUAAUGUCUACGAGCGUUAUAAUGUUGGCAGAGCAUUGCAUAUACAUGCUUCCGGGGUCGAUAGAAGUUUUCGUGGACGUGGAAUUGGAACGAAACUCAAAGAGAAGUUGAAAGACUUGGGUCGUGAGCUCAACUAUCCACUGAUAACUACGGACUGCACUAGCUUUUAUUCCGCGCAAUUAUCUGAACGUAUGGGUAUGGAGUGUGUGAAUGUCAUUAAGUAUACGGAUUAUCUGGAUGAGGAGGGUAAAGUGGUGUUUAAGCCCCCACCGCCACAUGAAUAUCUGAAAACGUAUGCCAUGAGGCUGUAA
Messenger RNA from Bactrocera neohumeralis, 669 nucleotides. Its product is annotated as arylalkylamine N-acetyltransferase-like 2. The coding region runs from base 1 to 669 and encodes 222 amino acids. The record is from RefSeq and is a predicted model, not a curated record. Gene Ontology annotation, molecular function: N-acetyltransferase activity. The transcript has a single exon. Lineage: Eukaryota; Metazoa; Arthropoda; Insecta; Diptera; Tephritidae.